Molecule: messenger RNA, 1096 nt
Organism: Malaya genurostris
Lineage: Eukaryota; Metazoa; Arthropoda; Insecta; Diptera; Culicidae
Gene: CIA30
Product: complex I intermediate-associated protein 30, mitochondrial
Exons: 2
Coding region: 108-1064 (318 amino acids)
Biological process (GO): mitochondrial respiratory chain complex I assembly; mitochondrial electron transport, NADH to ubiquinone
Cellular component (GO): mitochondrion
Source: RefSeq, a predicted model, not a curated record
AACAAAUAGUUGUGUAACUUUGUAUCGUUUAGUCGAUCGUAACAUAUUUGCUUCCAUUACAAUGUGGAUAUCUUUGCGUAGCUUACGAACCGUUUCAUUUCGCUAAAAUGAGUUGGCUUUUUGCAAAAUCUCACUUGAAAACAGUACCUGCUUUUCAACGGCUGCUUUAUUCACACUUUGCUCGGACGAACGUUGCCGGUUUGAACCGGUGUUCGCUACUGUGCGCCGACAGACGUGUUCCACUAGUUCCAGUGAACGGUCUUUUUUGGGAACGGGACCGAAAAGGAGGAUAUAAUGCGGACAAACCGAAAGUUUCUCCAAAACAGCUCAUCGUGGAUGGAUUCCGAGAGCUGAAGCAUGAACUCGCACUCUUCCGGCAGGAGUGGGAGGAAAGGUUUACUAGUGAUCCUAUGGUAGUAUUUCGGCCGGGUGAAACCGAUAUUGUCUUUAAUUUUGAUUCUAAAGUUGCACUCGAUAAAUGGAUUGCAACGACCGAUAAAGACCAUAAUGAGGGCUACUCCGAGGCACAGUUUGAACUGAGCUCGAGUGGGUUUGGUCUAUUUCAUGGAAAGUUGGAAUCGAGAGUACCGAAGGAUGGACGAAUCAAACGGUCCGGUUAUGCGAAUAUCAAAAGUCAACGAAUAAGGAAAUCUUUCAAACGUGAUGCUUUUUAUGAUUGGGAGCAGUAUAAUACGUUGGUGCUAAAAGUCCGCGGUGACGGUCGCUCGUACCUGAUAAAUCUGGCAUCGGAAGGUUAUUACGAUAUUCUCUGGAAUGACAUUUAUCACUACGUGCUUUACACACGGGGAGGACCGCACUGGCAGAUUGCACGGAUACCGUUUUCGAAGUUUUUCCUAGCAUCCAAAGGGCGCGUACAGGACAGUCAAGGACCGGUUCCGUUGAAUCGUGUCACCAGCGUAGGGUUCUCGGUUGGUGCCAAAGGUGGACACGAAGGGGCGUUUCGUUUGGAAUUCGACUACAUUGGACUAGAGUACGAUCCAUCGCAUAACGAAGAGUUCGCUUAUGAGAUGUACAAACAGCAGAAAUUUAUUGUGGCCACCUAGUGAUUAAAGUCCAGAUGGAUAUGUCAAUAGAA